Bombyx mori (domestic silkworm) is the source of this 2201-nucleotide messenger RNA. RefSeq names its product leucine-rich repeat protein soc-2 homolog (gene Sur-8). The transcript has a single exon. The record is from RefSeq and is a predicted model, not a curated record. Gene Ontology annotation, molecular function: protein binding. The coding region runs from base 319 to 2022 and encodes 567 amino acids. NCBI's taxonomy places the organism in Eukaryota, Metazoa, Arthropoda, Insecta, Lepidoptera, Bombycidae.
CUAUUGAAUUGAAGCUCAUCUAUGGAUAGGGUUUCUAAAACGAAUUCCAAAACCAUUAAUUCUUAACAUUUUGUUCAAUAAUAAUUUGCAAGUCGUUCUGUGAAAAUUGGUUAAUCUCAUUAACUUUUAUCUUAGAGUGCAAGUUGUAUUUGAGAUUAUCACAAUUACCUCGUACCUUGAUCGUAAAACACCAGUUGAUGCUACUAAAAAGUAUUGAUUUGUGUUUUUGAUGCUAUGAGAUGAGUAAAUCUUAUCAAAUGCGUUUUAGUCACAUAUUUUCUGGUGCACAAUAAAAAAGUGAUACUUGUAUAAUCCGGAAUGAAUCUCGACAACUCGUCACGAGAAAACUCUGAAGCUUUGGAUUCCGUCGGUACGGUAAGCCCCAGGGAAAAAUAUCACACAAUGAGGGAAAAGAAAUUGUCCGCAGCAUCGAUCACUACGACUGAGGGUGCUCGUCCCAAAGUUGUUACUGUUAAACAUCCGGAGUCCAAUAAACCGAAACCUACAGCUAAGAAAAACAAACCAAUACAGGCUGAUCUUGACGUUAUUAAAGAAUUCAUUAGAUGCCGUGAAGAAGGUGUAAUACGAUUGGAUCUCAGCAAAUCAUCGAUUACUUCUCUUCCGCCAAAUGUUAGAGAUCUUACACAUUUAGUAGAGUUUUAUUUGUAUGGGAAUAAGCUGGUUGCACUUCCAUCAGAAUUUGGUUGUUUGUCCAAUCUACAAACACUCGCAUUAAAUGAAAACUCAUUAACAAGCCUACCAGAUUCUCUUGCUAACUUAAAAUCUUUAAAGGUUCUUGAUUUACGACAUAAUAAAUUAAAUGAUAUACCUGAAGUGGUUUAUAAAUUGACAUCUCUCACAACUUUAUAUCUACGGUUCAAUAGAAUCAGAGUUGUAGGAGAUGGGAUUGAAAACCUCACUAAUUUAACUAUGCUGAGUCUUCGAGAAAACAAGAUUAAGGAAUUGUCUGCAGGAAUUGGCAAAUUGAUAAACCUUGUAACAUUUGAUGUGUCGCACAACCACUUAGAGCAUCUGCCCCAAGAGAUUGGAAAUUGUCUAAAUUUGUCUACAUUAGACUUACAACAUAAUGACUUAUUGGAUAUUCCUGAAAGUAUUGGGAAUCUUACAGCAGUUACUAGAUUGGGACUUAGAUACAAUGGGCUUUCGACUAUCCCUGCCACUCUAAGCAAUUUGAAACAUAUGGAUGAAUUUAAUGUUGAAGGAAACUCAAUAUCUCAGCUGCCUGAAGGUCUCUUGGCUAGAUUGAGUGAACUCACCAGUAUAACUCUCUCCCGUAAUUCUUUCACCAGCUACCCUUCAGGUGGUCCUGCUCAAUUUACUAAUGUCUUUACUAUAAACCUAGAACAUAAUCAAAUUGAUAAAAUACCAUAUGGUAUAUUUUCAAGAGCUAAAAACUUAACAAAACUGAAUAUGAAGGAAAAUCUUUUGACUGCACUUCCUUUAGAUGUUGGGACUUGGUUAAAUAUGGUUGAACUUAAUUUGGGGACUAAUCAGCUUUCAAAACUACCUGAUGAUGUUCAAUGUCUGCAAAAUUUAGAAGUUCUGAUAUUGUCAAACAACCUGUUAAAAAGAAUACCACCUAGUAUUGGAAAUUUGAGGAAGCUACGAGUACUCGACUUGGAAGAGAAUAAGCUUGAAGUUCUCCCGAAUGAAAUAGGAUUCUUACAUGAAUUGCAAAAGUUGAUAGUGCAGUCAAACCAGUUAUCAACUUUGCCUCGCUCAAUAGGCCAUCUGACAAAUUUGACAUCUUUAAGCGUGGGAGAGAAUAACUUACAAUAUGUACCAGAAGAAAUAGGCACACUGGAGAAUUUGGAAUCUUUAUACUUGAAUGAUAAUCCUAAUUUAUGCAAUUUGCCAUUUGAGUUAGCUUUGUGUGUAAACUUGCAAAUAAUGAGCAUUGAGAAUUGUCCAUUGACUUCUAUUCCUUCAGAAGUAGUAAGUUCAGGACCAUCUUUGGUAAUCCAGUAUUUGAAAACCCAAGGGCCAUACAGAGCUAUGUGAUAUCAGGAUGAAGGUAUUGUGAGGAGCAGUGACUUCAAUUAAACCAACAUUGCUUAAAAAUGCAUUGCUUUGCAAGUGUACUCAUUUUGUUGUGAAAUAAAACUCAACAAUGUUUUGAAGUACUGUUUAAUUUUGUAGUCUAGAUUCAUAAAUGGAAAAUAUAUUGAUGUUAUAUUGGU